Molecule: messenger RNA, 411 nt
Organism: Entamoeba invadens IP1
Lineage: Eukaryota; Evosea; Mastigamoebida; Endamoebidae
Exons: 1
Coding region: 1-411 (136 amino acids)
Biological process (GO): protein folding
Cellular component (GO): endoplasmic reticulum
Molecular function (GO): protein disulfide isomerase activity
Source: RefSeq, a predicted model, not a curated record
AUGGAAUUGAUUAUUAUUGCACUUUUGGUGUGUGGUGUAUUUUCAUCCGAAGGAACACCAGAGGAAGUCGAGAAGUACAUUAAAGAGGGAGGACUGGUCAUAGUGAAAUAUUAUAAGGAGUCAUGUCCUUUUUGCGUCAAAAUUGUAAAGGAAUUCCAGAAAUUUGAAAACGACUUGAAGUACCUUGGGGACAGAGUCCAUGUCUUUGACAUCGACUGCCCUAAACAUAAGGAAUUCUGCGAUAAACAAGAUAUUAACUCAUUCCCAACUAUCGUCCCAUAUUAUCAUAAGUGGAUGUACGAAGAACUUAGAAGCCCAAGAGAAGUGUACAGCUGGAAAUUGCAGACACUUGAAAUUCUCAAUUCGCCACUCCCACAAAAGUACAUUGGAAAAACAAAGCACGUUGUUUAA